This is a messenger RNA of Pyrus x bretschneideri (Chinese white pear), 2346 nucleotides long. RefSeq names its product jacalin-related lectin 3. The transcript has 7 exons. Gene Ontology annotation, molecular function: carbohydrate binding. The record is from RefSeq and is a predicted model, not a curated record. Lineage: Eukaryota; Viridiplantae; Streptophyta; Magnoliopsida; Rosales; Rosaceae. The coding region runs from base 160 to 2145 and encodes 661 amino acids.
AACUAUUGUCUUAAUUCAUGAAUCCACGCACGCUUUGUGUUCCGUAUAUAUGCGUAGCUCAGCCAUAUCAUUCUUCAGAGUGCAGCGUUCAAGUAUUCGAUCAACUGCAUUCACAAUCUCACCCCUUCUACAUCUCCUUCAUUUGGUCACUGAUCCAAAAUGGAUACUUUUGAGGGAUCCGACAACAAACCCGUGUCAGUUGGGCCAUGGGGAAGCCACAACGGACUCAUUUGGGACGACGGAGUUUACUCGACUGUGAAGCAGCUGGUGAUAACUCAUGGUGCUGCCAUUGAUUCCAUCCAGAUUGAGUAUGAUGAGAAAGGGAACUCAUUUUGGUCAGACAGGCACGGUGGCAAUGGAGGCUGGAAAACUGACAUGGUGAAGCUUGCUUCUCCAGAAGAAUUUUUAACUUCAAUUGAGGGAUAUUACGGUAAGAUAAGCGAAUGGGGACCGGUCACAGUUCGAUCUCUUACUUUCAAGAGCAACAGAACAACUUAUGGACCGUUUGGGAUCGAACAAGGAACCUAUUUUUCACUCCCGGAGACAGCUGCGAAUAGUAAGAUUGUUGGGUUCCAUGGCAUGUCUGGCUGGUAUCUUGAUUCAAUAGGCGCUUACCUAAAGCCCCUUGAUCGGAAUGAACAAAACCAGCACGCGAAAACUCUGCUUCAGACACAGUUCAAUUACCUGACUGUUGAUACUGAUCAGAACCUUGCUGGCUACUCAUUAAUCCAAAACUGUGAUGUGUUUUUCGCUAUAAGACCGAAGGACAACUCCACUACUAAACCAGCUGCAGUACCAGCACCAGCACCAGUACCCAAAAUGCUCUCAGGGCAGUUUUCUGAUUCCGAAUUAAGUGAUGCAGGAACCAAACGUAAGCUGAUGACGAAUAUUGAGAAGUUUCCCUCGAAAGUUGAAGGGGUGGUAGCAUAUGGUCCCUUCGGAGGAACGGGUGGUACUGUAUUUGAUGAUGGAAUUUAUACGGGGAUUAGACAAAUCAAGUUAUCAAGAAACAUCGGAGUUGUAUACAUUAAGGUUCAGUAUGACUGCAAUGGUGAAGCCGUUUGGGGAGGCAGACGUGGAGGGACUGGAGGAUAUAAAAGUGACAAGAUAGUUUUUGACUAUCCGAACGAGAUCUUGACGCAUAUAACAGGAACAUUCGCGCCUACAAUGGUGAUGGGGCCUAGUGUCAUCAAGUCCCUCACUUUCCACACCACGAAGAAGCAGCACGGGCCAUAUGGAGAAGAACAAGGAGCCUGUUUCACCACCAAGCUUAAAGAAGGGAAAAUCGUCGGAAUUCAUGGGAGGAGCGGUCUGUUCUUGGAUGCUCUUGGGGUCCAUGCCAUAGAAGGAAAGGUGCAUGUUGUAGAGACAAAGGCACCAACUGUUACAAAUACUCCCAAUGUUCCUAACGGCCACACUGACAGAAAUAAGACCCCAACUGCCACAAAUACUCCUAAUAUUCGUAACGGUCACAGUGACCACAAAAAGACACCAACUGUGACAAAUACUCCUAAUACUAGCACUGCAAUGGUCCCAAAGGCGCCUGCAGGGGCAAUUACUGAGAUAGAUAAUCCUCACUGGACAAAUAAACUACUGAUGACAAACAGAGGAAAAGUCGAAGAGGUUGCUUGUGGGGUGAUAAAAGAACCAGCUCCGUGUGGACCGGGACCUUGGGGCGGAGAUGGAGGUAGACCAUGGGAUGAUGGAGUGUUUUCCGGGAUUAGGCAGAUUCAUUUGACAAGAGCAGCAGAAGGCAUUUGCUCAGUGCAGAUUGAGUAUGAUCGAAACGGUCAAUUUAUCUGGUCUGCUAAGCAUGGAGGCGAUGGAGGAACUUCCCCACAUAGAAUAAAAUUGGAGUACCCUCAUGAAGUGAUCACCUGCGUAUCUGGAUAUUAUGGUUGCGUAAGCAAUGGCGAGGGACAUAAAAUCAUGAAGUCGCUGAGUUUUUAUACAAGCAGAGGGAAGUACGGUCCGUUUGGAGAAGAAGUUGGGACAUUCUUCACUUCGACCGCGACGGAGGGUAAGGUGGUGGGCUUCCAUGGGAGGAGCAGCCUGUAUUUGGACGCCAUCGGAGUUCACAUGCAGCAUUGGCUGGGAAGUGGUCAGAAAACAAGCUUCAAACCCUCCUUCUUCAAGAAGUAUUGAUCAAACGUCUCAAGCAAUAAUCGGAGUUCAUACAGCUGGGAAAAUAAAUAGUUUUUCACUCGUGAAUGAUAUUUGUUUGAUUAAAAAGCACAAGAGAAGCCUUUCUGAUUGUUUUGGGUCAUUUUCUUAUGUGGUUUAGUUGGUCUUGUCAUUUAAGUGAGUCGAACUUUAGACUAUCUUAAUCGAACUAUGGUCGUGCCA